Acanthamoeba castellanii str. Neff is the source of this 1497-nucleotide messenger RNA. Its product is annotated as protein lmbr1l, putative. Lineage: Eukaryota; Discosea; Longamoebia; Acanthamoebidae. The record is from RefSeq and is a predicted model, not a curated record. The transcript has 12 exons. Gene Ontology annotation, biological process: signal transduction. Bases 1 to 1497 code for a protein of 498 amino acids. Gene Ontology annotation, molecular function: transmembrane signaling receptor activity.
AUGGGGAAGAUCCGCUACGACGGCUUCGCGAAGACCCGCUGCUGCUCGCAUACCAGCCAGCUGCCAGAGCUUCCAAGCGAAGCUGAUGAGGCUUUCAACGCUCUCAUACGAGAAUGGAUUUUGACGUUGGUGGUCUUUCUGGGCCUCUACGUGGCAUCCCACCUCACCCUACGCCGCUUUCGCUUCCGCUACCCCGGCGAUGCUGAGGAGCAGGACCGAUGGCACAUCCCGCUGGUCCUGUGCGGCGUGGGGCUGACGGUGGCAUUCGGUGCGAUGGUGCUGGUGCCCUUCACCAUCCUGGGCCACGAGGCCAUGGCCUCCUACGGGGACAGCUGGUACGUAAAGUGGAUAUCCUACAGCCUCAUCCUCGGGCUGUGGAACAAGAUCUUCUGGGGCGCCAACCUGAGCUUGUUCUUCAUCCUCCCGCUCGCCUACUUCUACUAUGAGGCCGAGGGACUGGGCGGCAAGGGCGCCCUCGCGCGGCUCUACGAGGCGGCCGUCGUGUUUGCGCUCGUGUCCUCUAUGCUCGCCGGCCUCGUCUACCUCCUCUACAACUCCCUCUCCCUCCCCACCUCCCAGUAUCUGGUGUUUUCGUACUCCCUCAUCUCGAUGCUGGGGUCCCUCCUCUUCCUGGGCACGGCCCCUCUGGGCGUGCUGCGCCUGGCCUCCUACACCACCAAGCUCGCCCGCAACGUGCGGGGCGGAUUGCCGCUUUCGCGCAGCAACGGCGCGGCUCCGCCAAUCCAUCCGUCGGCCCUGCCCUUCGAGCGAACAGCCCUCCGGGUGCGACGCGAGGCGGCGUCGACGCGGUGGCGGGUGGUGCUAACGCACAUCGCCUACGCCGCGUCGCUGCUCCUGGGCCUGGUCAUGUCCCUCUUCGCCGGCUACAUCGUUGUCCGCGUGGCCCUCCACCUCUUCGUGGGCCUCUUCCUCACCGCCCUCAUACCCACCCUCGCCGCCCAGCUCCGACGAAGCAUGUUGGCGGCCUUUGCGCCGUUGUCGGCCCUGGGCACCCUGCUGGACUGCAGCGCGGUAGUGUACCUGAUCCCGUCCAUCCUGCUGGGGUUCUACGCCCUGCCCGGACUGGGCCGGCUUCGGCCCGUGGUAGGCAAGACCUCGAUGGGCGGGGUGGUGGCCAACACGGGCGCGAUGGUGCUCAUGGCUUCGUCGUUCCCCGUGGUGGUCGACCUGCUUGGCCUGUCGCGCCUGGAUCUCAUGGGCGCGUUCGGGUGUGCGUCGUACGCCCGCGACCCGUGGUUCGCCGCGUGCUACUGCAUUGCGUUCCUCAUCGCGUCGGUCCUCUACAGCACUGCUGUCCUCACCAUACUUCUACAUUGUCCCCAUGGACUGUGGGUUUAUAACUUCAACAAGGGGAACCUCAAUGUGGGUCCUUCCACUGGAUCAACACCACUGCUGUGGUCUUGGUGCUCUUCAAGGAGACUUUGCCCACCACAGCGCCUCUCCUGUGACCACCUGGCUGUUUUCUUUGCCUGUUGA